GGAAGUUGGUGUGCGUUAAUUUGAAUCUGGAGUAGCGCUAUAUGAGGGGAGAGUCCACGAGAAGCGACUGUGAGGAGUCAGAUUUCAGUGUUUUGGUCCUGGAGGACUGAAGGAGACUUUGUUUCAGUUGGAACUGCGGGCAGUCCAAGGAAACCGAGAGUGAGUCAGGGGAGAUCGAGACAUUUUAAAGAGUGAGUGAGUGACUAAGUGAGUGAAGGAUAGAGCGGGGCUCCAACUCUUACCACUAUCACUUUUGUGUGGACUUACCAAGACUGAAAAUGACUUCCCGCAUCUCCCUGUGGUCCGUUGGAAUACAUCUCACACUGUGGUACUGCCAACUGUCGACUCCAUAUCGCCUUCUGGACGAGGGGGGUUCCCAGGGCCAGAUGGACCUGACAGAGCUAAUCGGCGUUCCUCUCCCCCCCUCCGUCUCCUUCGUCACGGGAUUUGAGGGCUACCCGGCCUACCGUUUCGGGCCCGAUGCCAACGUGGGCCGCUUCACCAAGUCCUUCAUCCCUGACCCCUUCUACCGUGACUUCACCGUGAUCGUCACCGCCAAGCCCACCACGCGGCACGGCGGGGUCCUCUUCGCCAUCACCGAUGCCUACCAACGGGUGGUGCAGCUGGGCGUGGCGUUGAGCCCCGUGGAGGACGGGUCUCAGCAGGUGCUCCUCUACUACACUGACCCGGGGGUCGGGAGCACCCAGGAGGCUGCGAGCUUCAAACUGGCAGACCUGACGGGGAGGUGGGCCCGCUUCACGUUGACGGUGCAGGGGACAGAGGUGCGUCUCUACAUGGACUGUGAGGAGUACCACCGUGUGGCCUUCCAGAGGAGCCCGGAGCCCCUCACCUUCGAGGCCAGCUCGGGUGUCUUCGUGGGCAACGCAGGUGGUACGGGGCUGGACAGGUUUGUGGGUUGUAUCCAGCAGCUGGUUCUGAAGGGAUACCCCACAGCCCAAGAUGACCUGUGUGAAGAGGACGACCCCUAUGCAUCUGGCUAUGGGAGUGGAGACGACUCCUUCGAUGACACAGAAACUCUGGAUGAAGUGAAGAAGGUAGUGGAGGAGAGAGAGUACACUGAAACUCUGGAUGAAGUGAAGAAGGUAGUGGAGGAGAGAGAGUACACUGUGCCAGAGGAACCAUGGGGCACCCCUGUGCGCGCCCCUCCCACAGAGGCAUCGCCCAGUGACGAUGAGGAUGCUGAUGAGAUCUCAGGUCAGGACGUGGAGCUGAAAGUAGAGAGAGGACCAAGUCGGACUGCGGAUGCAGACUACAGACCAAGCAGUAGGACUUCCAGUCAGAAAGGAGAGCAAGGAGAUCCAGGGCCAGCCGGCCCCCCUGGCUCCCCCGGGCCCCCAGGCCCACACAGUCUCUUUAGCAAAGGCUUCUCUCAGGGAUUGCCAGGACCCAGGGGCCCCCUGGGGCCCCCAGGACCAGCAGGAACACCCGGUAACGAGGGCCAGCCAGGCAGUGGAGGGAUAGACGGAAACCCUGGAGAAACUGGAGUUCAGGGAUUCCCAGGCUUGCCAGGAGAUCCUGGUCCCAAAGGAGACAAGGGUGAUUCUGGAGUGGGCAAACCUGGUCCCCCCGGACCUCCUGGACCACCGGGUAGACCCAACUCAUCCAGAUCCCCGGAUGGUGUGGACGGCUCAGGCUUUGAGUACUUUGACGGAGACACAGAGAUUAUGACAGGUCCACCUGGUCCUCCAGGGCUUCCUGGGCCCCCAGGUUCAUCUGAGGGCCUAUCUGCGUCCCCUGGGGCUCCCGGGGAAAACGGGAAGGAUGGAGAGAUGGGUAAACCUGGACUGCCUGGCGUUGAUGGGAAUGAUGGGUUCCCUGGUCCAGCUGGCGAGAGAGGAGAGAAGGGUGAGCCGGGUCUGAGCGGAACACAUGGACCAAAGGGGGAGCCAGGUGCUGCAGGGUUCCCAGGUCUGCCUGGCUCAGAGGGACCAGAGGGGAAGCCGGGUCUGGGGGGGCCCCCUGGGCUACCGGGACCCCCAGGACGGGGCGUCAGCUUGGACCUGGAGGGACCUAUUGACAAACCUGGCCGUCCAGGACCUAAGGGCGAAGACGGGCAGGACGGGCUUCCUGGUGUAGCGGUAAAGGGGGAGCCUGGUGCUCCAGGAGCAACCGGGGCCUCUGGGCUGGAUGGACUGCCAGGGCAUACAGGAGCGAAGGGGGACCAAGGUGAUAUGGGACCAAAGGGAGAGAGAGGUCAGGACGGUUUCAGUUUCCCCGGCCCUCCAGGACCUCCUGGGUCUUCGGGACCUGUUAUCAACCUCCAGGAUGUCCUGCUCAGUGAUACAGAGGGUGUGUUUAACUUCUCAGGGCUGCUGGAAUCUCAGGGGCUCAGGGGGCCACGGGGUCCAAAAGGUGACUUGGGGAAUCCAGGGACCAUAGGGCCCCCAGGCUUAAAGGGCGAGAAGGGUGAGCCAGGGGCCAUGGUUGCAGCAGACUGGUCUAUGAUGUCUGAACUCACAGGGCCACAGGGCCCCAAAGGGAUCAAGGGCGAUUGUGGUGUUCCUGGGCCAGCUGGAGUUACGGGUCCCAUUGGGCCAGAAGGACCCAAAGGAGAAUAUGGCUAUCCUGGUCGUCCGGGUCGUCCCGGAAUAAUGGGGCAUAAAGGAGACAGAGGAGACGCUGUGGGUGUGUCGGGAUCCCCUGGCCCCCCCGGGCCCCCAGGACGUCCCGGAAUGUUCAACUGUCCCAAAGGAACAGUUUUUCCCAUCCCUCCCAGACCGCACUGCAAAAAGGCCAUAAAUGGCUCUGAGAAUUCAACAAAGUGGGGGCCGGAGUGUCCUUCAUCUGGGACCAAAGGGGACAAGGGGGAGAGGGGCUUCCCUGGGAUGCCUGCCCCGCCACUCAUAAGGCUUCCCAAAGGAACUAUGGGGAACAAGGGGGAGAAGGGGGAGGCCGGGUUACCGGGCCCACCUGGUAUGCGUGGGACAUCUGGAAUGGUGGGCCCUCAAGGAGAAACUGUUAUGGGGCCCCCUGGCCAUCCAGGUAUUCCGGGGUCUCCAGGUACUCCGGGGUAUGGAAGACCUGGCCCUGAAGGCCCCCAAGGGCCUCCUGGACACCCCGGAGCACCCUCUCCAGCUGUGACCAUCCCUGGACCUCAAGGCCCCCCUGGCCCAGCUGGACCUCCUGGGGCCUCUGCCGUGAUGGAGACGUUUCCUUCCAGCGAGGUCAUGAUGCAAAGGACGAUGAACAGCAGAGAGGGGACCCUGAGCUUCAUCACCACGGGGACAGGCAAACUCUACAUCCGGGUACAAGAGGGAUGGAAGGAGGUCCUGCUUGGUAACUUGAUCUACCGCCCAGUCAAUAUCCCUCUACCUGACACGGCUCAGCCAGGCACCGCCAGAAGAUAUGGGCUCAACCUGGUGGCCCUGAACCAACCCUACACAGGGAACUUUGGUGGCGACGACAUGAUAGACAAGCGGUGCUAUGACCAGGCCAUGGCCAUGGGUCUGCCUGCCAACUACCGAGGCUUCGUAUCCUCAAAAAUCCACACGAUCAAUAAAGACCUGGUCCCCCAGAGGUUCAGAGAGAGCUACCCCAUAACCAACCUCAGGGGGGACAUUUUGUUCACUAACUACAAGUCUAUCUUCACUGGGGGUGGAGGCAAAUUCCCAUCAAACAUCCCAAUCUACUCCUUCGACGGACGGGACGUACUGGCAGACCCCUUCUGGCCGAAGAAGAGCAUCUGGCAUGGCUCUAAUACGUUUGGCAACCUGUUGGUAGACCGGUCCUGCGAUUCGUGGCAGUCUGACAACAUGUCCAUCAUGGGCCAGUCGUCCAAUCUAGCUUCAGGCUUCCUCCUGGGACAGCAAGCACAAAGCUGUAGCAACCAGUUCGUGGUCCUCUGCAUCGAGACCAGAGAGAAUGUUUAACAGACCGCUCCGUCCUCCUCCACAUUCAUCUGCUCUCAUCUUAUCACUCUGGAAAGGUGUCAAAUAUAUGUACAUUCCUUUAUGAACAUUUCAUCAUCGUCAUGAACAUAUUCCUCCUCUCCCAUCCUCUGAUUGGUUGGUUGAUUGACUGACUGAGAUGAGAUGACUGAUACUUGUCUGUCAAUACCAGCUCCAAAUCAUGGCUUUGCGGAGUUUUUCAAAGCCAACUUUCAAGAUUAUUUCUCACUACAGAUGUUUCUCCUACUCAAGAUGUCACCUUUCGUCUUCCAGUGAUUGGCCAUGUUUAUCAUUUGUCCUAUUGGGUCAUUCUUUAAGAAAUGUUUGUUCCAUUAGACCAGGGCCAAUAGCAUAUUUCACAUGCAUAACACCCAUAUUCUACAAAGGUGUUCAGUAAAGAAAUGCUGAUGCACUACUAUAUUAGAUGUGUUUCUACGUCCAGUGAUUUCUCAUUUGAGCAACAAUUUCUCUCAGUAUUUCAUUUCAAUUCAACAUCUUAUUUAUACCGUAACUACACAUAAACGUGAAUGAAUCAAAUUAUUAAGGUUAAGUAUGUAAUUUAUAGUUUUUUUGUCAGGGACUGUUUUAGUUUUUUGUAAUUUCGUUGUACAGCAUUCCUGUUAUGGCGCUAGAAUUUUGAUUCGAUAGGUAGCUAGUUAGAUGUGACUUCAUUAAACAUUAUUUCCACCAAUCACAUAGCAAUUCACCACAAAAAAGUUAUAACUUAUGAAAUUCAUAAGAGAUUUUAUCAAUUAUAAGUGAGUAUAUUUUAUAAAAUCAUUGGUGCUUAUUGAUUAAAAAUGUUUUUCAUUUUCUUAAUAAUCUGAGUCUGAUAUAAUCUGUUUUGAAAUCUGGUCCUGUUACAUUGAGUCUGUACUGUGGUUAAAGGACAAGACAGACCAAUACAGAUCAUCAACCAAUCAGCCGUGUGUAGUAGAUAAAAAUCAAAUCAAACUUUAUUGGUCGCGUACAAAGUUUCGCUGAUGUCAUAACGGGUUCAGCGAAAUGCUUAUGCUACUAGCUCCUAAUAAUGCAGUAAAAUGUCAAACAGGUACACUUUUUCAUUUCUAUAUAUAUAUAUAUAUUCUAUAUAUCAUUUAUAUAUAUAUAUUUAAAAAAAACAGAAAGCAAGAAAUUGUUGUAACAGAGCCAUUUAACAAACAAAAUGGCACUGUAACAGUUAUCCAACAAUCGCAAAAGUAUGUGGACACCUAUUCAUCGAAUAUCUCGUUCCAAAAUCAUGGGCAUUAAUAUGGAGUUGGUCCCCCCUUUGCUGUUAUAACAGCCUCUACUCUUCUGGGAAGGCUUUCCACUAGAUGUUGGAACAUUGCUGCUAUAACAGCCUCCACUAUUCUGGGAAGGCUUUCCACUAGAUGUUGAUUCAUUGCUGCGGGGACUUGCUUCCAUUCAGCCACAAGAACGUUAGUGAGGUCAGGCACUGAUGUUGAGCGAUUAGGCCUGGCUCACAGUCGGCGUUCCAAUUCAUCCUAAAGGUGUUUCAUGGGGUUGAAGUCAGGGCUCUGUGCAGGUCAGCCAAGUUCUUCCACACCGACCUUAACCAACCAUUUUGGAAUGUACCUCGCUUUGUGCAUGGGGGCAUUGUCAUGCUGAAACAGGAAAGGGCGUUCCCCAAACUGUUGCCACAAAGUUGGAAUCACAGAAUCCUCUAGAAUGUAAUUGUAUGCUGUAGUGUUAAAACAUUUACCUUCGGCCUCCCGGGUGGCGCAAUGGUCUCGGGCACUGCAUCGCAGCGCUAGCUGUGGCACCAGAGACUCUGGGUUUGUGCCCAGGCUCUGUCGCAGCCGGCCGCGACCGGGAGGUCCGUGGAGCGACCCACAAUUGGCCUAGCGUCGUCUGGGUUAGGGAGGGUUUGGCCCGUAGGGAUAUCCUUGUCUCAUCGCGCACCAGCCGCUCCUGUGGCGGACCGGGUGCAGUGCACGCUAACCAAAGUGCAUGGUGUUUCCUCCGACACAUUGGUGCGGCUGGCUUCUGGGUUGGAUGCGCGCUGUGUUAAGAAUCAGUGAGGCUUGGUUGGGUUGUGUUUCGGAGGACGCAUGGCUUUCGGCCUUCGUCUCUCCCAGCCCGUACGGGAGUUGUAGCGAUGAGACAAGAUAGUAAUUACUAACAACUGGAUACCAUGAAAUUUGGGAGAAACAGGGGUAAAUUAAACAAUUUCACUGGAACUAAAGGUCCUAUCCCAAACCAUGAAAAACAGCCCCAGACCAUUAUUCCUCCUCCACCAAACUUUACAGUUGGCACUAUGCAUUGGGGCAAGUAGCGAUCUCCUGGCAUCUUCGAAACCCAAAUUUGUCCGUCGGACUGCCAGAUGGUGAAGAGUAAUUAAUCACUACUCCAGAGUCCAAUGGCGGCGAGCUUUAGACCACUCCAGCCGACGCUUGGCAUUGCGCAUGGUGUUCUUAGGCUUGUGUGCAUCUGCUCGGCCAUGGAAAACAGUUUCAUGAAGCUCCCGACAAACAGUUAUUGUGCUGACGUUGCUUCCAGAGGCAAUUUGGAACUCGGUAGUGAGGACAGACAGUUUUUACGUGUUUCAGCACUGAGCGGUCCCAUUCUGUGAGCUUGUGUGUAUAUAUUCAGACCCCUUAACUUUUUCCAAAUGUUGUUACUUUACAGCCUUAUUCUAAAAUGUAUUACUGUCACGCCCUGACCUUAGAGAUACUUAUUAUUCUCUAUGUUUGGUUAGGUCAGGGUGUGACUUGGGUGGGAAAUUCUAUGUCUUCUGUUUCUUUGUUUUUGGCCGAGUGUGGUUCCCAAUCAGAGGCAGCUGUCUAUCGUUGUCUCUGAUUGGGGAUCAUACUUAGGCAGCCCUUUUUUCCCCACCAUUAGAUUGUGGGAUCUUGUUUUCUGUUUAGUUACUGUUGCCUGACAAAACUGUGCAUUUUCAAUAUUUUUAUUUUGUAUUAUUUUUUAAUUAAAAUCAUGAACACUUUC
Oncorhynchus masou masou (cherry salmon) is the source of this 6857-nucleotide messenger RNA. Its product is annotated as collagen alpha-1(XVIII) chain-like. NCBI's taxonomy places the organism in Eukaryota, Metazoa, Chordata, Actinopteri, Salmoniformes, Salmonidae. Gene Ontology annotation, biological process: extracellular matrix organization. Gene Ontology annotation, molecular function: extracellular matrix structural constituent conferring tensile strength. The record is from RefSeq and is a predicted model, not a curated record. The coding region runs from base 279 to 3890 and encodes 1203 amino acids. The transcript has 41 exons.